AUGUUAAAGUCAAUAUUCUCUGUUUUAUUUUUGUGUGUGUGUAGUACAUUUGGGUACUUUACUUUGCCUGGAAAAUGCCCAGAAAAUGUUCAGCUUCAGACGGAGUUUAGGCUAGCUGAUUUCUUCAACAAAUGGUACCAAGUCUACCAUUACUCCAGCGACGGUCAACAGCUGAACAACUGCUCGGUUCUUGAACUGUCCACCAGUUCCGUCGGUAUUUACUUGAACCAAUCCAGGGUAGACCGUGGACUAUUUCAUAGAUACAGUAUAGGAAGACUCGAGAUACCUACAAGUAUAGAAGAUGCUGCGAAUUUGGAUGUAACAUUUUAUUUCAAGGAUCAGCCUAGAAGAUUGGAAAACAGAAGAUAUCCAUUCCGAGUGUUACGUACCGACUACAAUAACUAUGCCAGUGUGUACACUUGCGAGUAUAGUCCGGCCAUCGAUAAGCAUUUCAUUUACGUCUGGAUUCUUUCAAGAAGGCCUGUUUUUAAUGUCGUUUCCAAGGAGCUCGCAAUUAAGCCUUUGUCACAGAUAGGUGUGGAUCCGAAGAAAUUGGUAAAAGAUGACCUCUCGAAGUGUACUCCAAAAUAUUAUGAAGAUCGUAAAGCUGAACCUAUGACUUUUAGAUAUCCCGUCAAAAUGUGA
This is a messenger RNA of Arctia plantaginis, 645 nucleotides long. Lineage: Eukaryota; Metazoa; Arthropoda; Insecta; Lepidoptera; Erebidae. The record is from the annotation of a GenBank genome assembly.